CGUCGCAUCGCUCCGUCCCCACGCCCAUUCGUCGCCGCCCCGGCCACCACGCGCAACGCAGCAGCUGCACCCAUUGCAUCCUGCGCCCACCUGGCACUCCUGCCGCCUAUCGCCCUCCUGACGCCCGCCUGCCGCACGACCGUUCGCACCUUCCAAACAUGUCCGACGACGCGACUGCAAGCGCGCCCGCGCAGGACCCCUCGCUCGAGAGUGCACCCAAUGCGCUGGACACAGACACAAGCAUGCUCGAGGAGCCCGCAAAGGACUCGUCGCGCGAGCCGUCGGCCGCACCCGUCUCAGACAAUCCGCUUGAUGCCCCCGACGGCCCGCGCCCCGACGCCGACGACGCCGACGGCCAGGACGACGAGGACAUGGGCGGCCUCGACGACGCGCCCAAAGACAAGGAAGAGCCCGACGAGGCCGCGAAGACGGAUCUGCAGGCUGCUGCACGCUCGCACUUCGUCGCACAGACGUACGCGACCAUCAUUCCCAGCUACGCAACGUGGUUCGACAUGCGCUACAUCGACUACCGCGAGCCCAAGGCCCUGCCCGAGUUCUUCAACGGCCGCAAUCGCAGCAAGACGCCCGCCGUCUACCGCGACUACCGUGACUUCAUGAUCAACACGUACCGCCUGAAUCCGUCCGAGUACCUCACCGUCACCGCCUGCCGUCGUAACCUGGCCGGCGACGUGUGCGCCAUCAUGCGCGUCCACGCCUUCCUCGAACAGUGGGGCCUCAUCAACUACCAGGUCGACCCCCAGGAGCGCCCGUCCAACAUCGGCCCGCCCUUCACUGGCCACUUCCGUGUCACCGUCGACACGCCCCGCGGCCUGCAGCCCUUCCAGCCGGGGCCGGGCUCCAAGGUCAUCGCCGGCAAACCGAGCGCCGCCACCGACCGUGCCGCCAGCGCGCAGCCCACGGCCAAGUCUGAGACCAAGGCGCUCGCCGGCCGCAACAUCUACGAGGCCAAUGGCAAGGAGGCGUCUGCUGAGCCCAAGGACAAGGCCAAUGGCGAGGCCAAUGGCGCGGACGUCAAGGAGCUUGAGGCUGCGGCCAAGGAGCCACUUAAGGUCAUCAACUGUUUCAGCUGCGGCGUUGAGUGCACGCGCGUGCACUUCCACGAGACCAAGCCAUCGGAGCAGCCCGGUCAGACCAAGAGCGUCGGCGGGCUAAAGCGUGACCUGUGCCCGCGCUGCUUCGUCGAGGGCAACUUCCCCACCGGCACGUCGUCGGCCGACUUUACCAAAAUCUCCAACCCCGAGGCCUCGGCCGUCGCGGAGAGCGAGGAGAAAUGGACAGAGGAGGAAACGCUGCUGCUGCUCGAGGGCCUGGAGGAGUUUGACGAGGACUGGAACCGUGUCGCCGACCACGUUUCGACCAAGACGCGUGAGCAGUGCGUGAUGAAGUUUCUGCAGCUCGAGAUCGAAGACAAGUACAUCGAGGCCGACCUGCCCCACGGCGACGCGGCCACGCCCUCGGCCAAGUUCCUGCGCGACCUAGACUACCUCAGCGAGGGCCGCGCGCCGCUGCACCACGCCGAUAACCCGAUUCUGAGUGUGGUCAGCUUCCUCGCUGGUCUGGCUCCGGCAAACGUCACCGAAGCUGCCGUUGCUUCGGGCCGCAGCGUGGGCGAGAUGAAGCGCAUUCUGCAGGAGAAGAUCAAUAAGGCCCCUGUCGCCCCUUCAGAAAAGGGCAAAGAGAAGGAUGUGGAAGACGUCAAGCCCGAGGACGCCAUGGAAGUCGACACCGCAAACAAAGACUCGGACAGCAACCCGCUUGUCACACUGCCCUUUGCCCUGUCGGCAGCGCGUGCAUCGGCACUGGCGUCGCACGAGGAGCGGCACAUCACGCGGCUGGUUUCUGGCUCGGUGAACCUGCAGCUACAGAAGCUCCAACUCAAGCUGGCGCACUUCUCCGACUUUGAAAAGCUGCUGUCGGCCGAGCGCCGCGAUCUGCAGCGCCGCCGCCAGCAGCUGUUCAUGGACCGGCUGAACUUCCAGCGCCGUGUGCGCGCGCUCGAGGAGGCGACCAAGAAGAUCGGCUCGGGCAUGCAGGGCCAGGGCUUGCCGGGGUCGAUGAGCAACGAAGAUGCCAUGACGGCGCUCGCCGACGCGAUCCGCACGUUCGGCGUCGGCAAGGGCGACGACAGCAUCGGCGUCAAGCGCGACAGCAUCGAUGCGGGCGUGCAGCCUGUGGCCGAGGGCGGCGACGGCUACGGCAAGCUAGAGAUCUAGAGCUGAAGCUGGAAAUCUGGAGCCGAAGCUGGAUAUCUGAAGCUGAAGCUGGUGUUUAGGCGCGUUGGGAGGUUCACGGUCCUCGACGGUUGGGGACUGAAUGUUUCUUUGGAUCGCUUUCUGAGGGUGUAUGAAAUAGUUAGCUGUAUCAUGCAAAUUGCGACUGGCUGUAUUCACGGGACGAUGACGUUGACAGUGUGUGGAUUAAAAUCAAUUACUAUCCAUGUUAUAGUCUUCAUCACUGCCGUUCUCGCACGAGACCGAGGUGGUGUGAUUUAAAUAGAAUGUAGCUGUUUCGUGAUUAUGAGCUUCUUCUGCAAAUUCCACGCGACAAGAGCAAUAUUGAUGCGUGUGUUUGUCAUGUGUUGUAUGUA
Messenger RNA from Boeremia exigua, 2608 nucleotides. RefSeq lists its product as uncharacterized. Gene Ontology annotation, molecular function: histone binding; DNA binding. Gene Ontology annotation, cellular component: SWI/SNF complex. Gene Ontology annotation, biological process: positive regulation of DNA-templated transcription. Bases 159 to 2234 code for a protein of 691 amino acids. The transcript is spliced from 2 exons. The record is from RefSeq and is a predicted model, not a curated record. NCBI's taxonomy places the organism in Eukaryota, Fungi, Ascomycota, Dothideomycetes, Pleosporales, Didymellaceae.